Molecule: messenger RNA, 2247 nt
Organism: Trifolium pratense (red clover)
Lineage: Eukaryota; Viridiplantae; Streptophyta; Magnoliopsida; Fabales; Fabaceae
Exons: 4
Coding region: 1-2247 (748 amino acids)
Source: RefSeq, a predicted model, not a curated record
AUGUCUCGCUUGCAUGCUAGUAUUAGUUGGCAACAGUCGCGGUCGCAGUGGCUCAAGGAGGGUGACGCUAAUACUAAGUACUUCCAUUCAGUCUUGGCGGGACGUAGGCGACGGAAUGCUAUUUCGGUAAUUCAAGUGGAUGGGGUAAGUUUGGAGGGUGUGAAUCCGAUCAGGCAGGCAGUGUUUUCGCAUUUUGCGUCUCACUUUAAGAAUCAAAAUAUGGAAAGACCCGGAGUGGAGAAUCUUCAGUUUAAGAGGUUGAACCAUUUUGAGUGUAGUAGCCUUAUCAAACCUUUUACGGAAGCAGAGGUGAAAUCAGUUGUGUGGGACUGUGAUAGUUUUAAAAGUCCUGGGCCUGAUGGGAUAAAUUUUGGUUUCUUUAAGGAUUUUUGGACGGAGUUGCGUGGAGAUGUCAUGCGUUUUAUUUCAGAUUUUCAUCGGAAUGGAAAACUGACAAAAGGAAUCAAUUCUACUUUUAUUGCGCUGAUCCCAAAGGUUGAUAGCCCUCAACGGCUGAAUGAUUUUCGACCGAUUUCGUUAGUUAGUAGUAUUUAUAAAAUUUUGGCGAAGGUUCUCGCGAAUCGGUUACGUCUUGUUAUUGGAAGUGUGAUAUCGGAGUCUCAGACGACGUUUGUUAAGGAUAGGCAGAUUCUGGAUGGAAUUCUUAUAGCUAAUGAGGUUGUGGAUGAGGCUCGAAAAUCUAAGAAGGAACUUAUGCUUUUCAAGGUGGAUUUCGAGAAGGCCUAUGAUUCGGUGGAUUGGAGUUAUUUGGACAAGGUUAUGGAGAGUAUGUUGUUUCCUACUUUGUGGAGGAAGUGGAUUAAGGAGUGUGUGGGUACGGCUACAGCAUCUAUUCUGGUCAAUGGUAGCCCAACUGAUGAAUUCCCUCUUGAGAGAGGCCUUAGACAAGGAGAUCCAUUGUCUCCUUUUCUUUUCCUCUUGGCUGCGGAGGGGUUAAAUGUGUUGAUGGAGGCUAUGGUAGCGCGUAAUUUAUUUGUGGGAUAUAGUUUAGGGGAAGUGGGAAAAAUUCCUUUUCUUUAUCUGGGUCUUCCUAUUGGGGGUGAUUCGAGGCGCUUGGGCUUUUGGAAAUCGGUGUUGGAACGUUUGAAGAAUAGAUUAUCUGGGUGGAAGAGUCGCUUUCUUUCUUUUGGUGGUCGUCUGGUUUUGAUUAAGUCUGUCUUGACAUCUCUACCAAUUUUUUUGGGGGGGUGUGAGGAUUUUAGGAAAACAGCUUGGGUAAAUUGGAAAACUAUUUGUUUACGGAAAGAGUAUGGAGGUUUGGGGGUACGGCAGUUGCGGGAGUUUAAUGUGGCACUGUUAGGUAAGUGGUGUUGGAGGAUGUUAGUGGAUCGAGAGGGGUUGUGGUUUCGUGUGUUGGCAGCUCGUUAUGGGGUGGAGAGAGGGAGAUUGAGAGAUGGAGGGCGACGAGGGUCUUUGUGGUGGAGAGAGAUAGUGAGCAUCCGGGAUGGUGUUGCAGAGUCAGGGGGAGGUUGGUUCAGGGAGAAUGUGGUUAGGAAGGUGGGGGAUGGUUUAGAUACUCUUUUUUGGACUGACCCCUGGGUGGAUGAGACUCCUUUAUGUGAGCGAUUUGGCCGUCUGUUUGCUUUAUCAGAGACCAAAUUACUUACGGUGGCCGAGAUGUUCUCGUUAGGGUGGGGGAUGGAUGGGAUGGCUUGGGUUUGGCGGAGGCAGUUGAGGGCGUGGGAGGAGGACAUGCUGAGGGAGUGUCAGUUUUUACUUGCUAACAUCUCUUUACAGGCACAUCACUCAGAUAGGUGGCAGUGGCAGCCAGAUCCUGACACAGGCUAUACUGUUCGAGGAGUUUACCAGCUUUUGACUGCUCGUGAUUCGGUUACUAUGGAUGAUGCAUCUCAUCUUAUUUGGCAUCCUCAGAUCCCUUUGAAGGUAUCCAUCUUUGCGUGGCGUCUACUUCGUGACAGGUUAUCUACAAAGACAAACCUGGUUAUUCGAGGCAUCAUAUCAUCUUCAGCACAGGUGUGCGUAGCUGGUUGUGGGGAGGCAGAGUCGGCUCAUCAUUUAUUCAUCUCUUGUAGUUUCUUUGGUUCUCUUUGGGCUUUGGUAUGCACGUGGAUCGACAUUUCUUUGACGGACUCCAGUACUAUCCAGGAACACUUUGUUCAUUUCACAUCAUCAUUGGGUGGUUCUCGGGCACGCCGGUCUUUUUUGCAGCUUAUUUGGCUUGUGGUUGAAGUCAAAGAAUGCUACUUUGGCUUUAAACUACCAUAG